CGGCGGAGGGGCGACACGGCCCUGGGUGCUGCGUCCCGGGGGGUUCCUGACUUCUAGGGCGCGCGCGGUUCCGCGUUCGACUCGGAGAGGUCCCAGAUAUGGGCUUGCCAUCGCCGGUCACUCUGCUUAUGGGGCUCCUGGUUUUUCAGGGCGUCACGAGGCCGUUGUCGGGAGGCCCGGUGUUCAUCCCUUCUUUCAUCCGCAUGUCUGUCCCUGAGGUCAGCGCCACCCUGGUCGGAGCCCCCGAGGAUGUGGCUGUGUCCCUGUCCCUGCUGCAAGCCGAGGCGGGACCACUGCCCGUUCCCGAGUGUGAUGACGUGCUGAACAAUGACACAGGAGACUGGAGUUUGACUGUGACCCGCAGUGUGAAUACGCUGGAAGUGGCAGUGCGGUUGGAGAGGCCUCCGCGGCGGUGUUCCUCCAGCGAGACAGACCCCUUCUCCGAGUCCCCGUGUCUCGUCCACGCUCUGCUGGUUUCCGCCUCUCACAACUCAUCCUGUUUAGCCCACCUGCCCAUUCAGGUGGAGAUUUAUGCCAACUCCUCUCUGGCCCAGAAUGCAUCAGAGAAUGUGACUGUCAUCCCCAACCAGGUGUACCAGCCUCUUGGUCCGUGCCCUUGUAAUUUAACAGCCGGGGCCUGUGACGUCCGCUGCUGCUGUGACCAGGAAUGCUCCCCAGAGGUGACAGAGCUCUUCAGGGGGUCCUGCUUCACCGGCGUGUUUGGAGGGGAUGUCAACCCACUCUUUGAUCAGCUCUGCUCGGCGGAGAGGGCGUCCGGGGCCGCGGACUGGUUCCCGCUGCUGUGCGUGCAGUCGCCCGCCGCCAGCUCGCCCUUCCUCGGCUACUUCCACCUCGGGGACGUGGCCCCGGGCCAGCACGCGCCCUCGGAGGUGUCCGUGCACACUGACCCGAGAGACUUUUCGGACUUCGGGUACAAACAAGGAGACCCCGUUAUGACUGCGGACAAGGCAUAUUUUACUGUUCCUCAGGUGUCCCUGGCUGGGCAGUGUGUGCAGGACGCCCCGGUGGGGUUCCUUCAGAAUUUCGACAUCCGGUGCGUCGCUGACGUGGAAGUCUACCGAGAACGAGCAGGCGCGGCCGACGCCAGGAUAAAGAGUGGCGCCGUGGGAGGCGUUGUCACUCCGAAAGUGACCUACGAGGAAGCAGCCGGCCUGGACAGGUUCCUCAGCACAGAAACACUUUUAAGCCCCGGAUCCGCCCCCAGAAACGUGACUGUGGAAGAACAUUAUGUUUUCAGAUGGAAUAAUAAUACCAUCAGUGACAUACAUGUCAGGAUUGUUAGGGCAGAAAUUAAUGCCCACCAGAAAGGAGUGAUGACGCAGAGGUUCACGGUGACAUUUUUAAGCUACAACAGUGGUGGCGAGAGGGGAACGUCUGGAAACCCAGGUUACCAGCUUGGCAGGCCUGUGCGCGCUUUGGAUGCCAACGGGAUGCAUGGCGUUUCGACUUUACACCUCUGGCAGCCAGCUGGCAGAGGUCUGUGCACGCCGGCAGCUCGCAAGCCCAUUUUGUUCGGAGAAAACGCGCUCUCUGGGUGCCUCCUGGAAGUCUGGGUCGGGGAGGACUGCGGCCGGCUCAGGAGGAAGGCUGCGGAAAUGCUCGAUUCACUGAUGCAGGCAACUCACGUGGCGAUGAGAGGCAACUCCGAUUACAGCGACCUCAGUGACGGCUGGCUUGCCAUCCUACGCGCAGGCGCCCCUGACCCGGGUGCAGACCCUCCUGUCGGCAGCGCGAAUGGCACCUGCCCGGACGUUCCCGCUCGGCUGAGUAUCCGCAUCCUCUUCUCGGACGCUGGCGCGGUGGAAGGGAUUGCCCAGCGGGAGAUCCUGGGCGCAGAGAUGAGGGUCUCCCCGGUGAACUGGCAGUUCCAGUGCGGGCUCACCUGUGAGCUCCAGGCCGACCUGCUGCCUCUCAGCGCGUCCGUGCAGUUCAUUCAGAUACCUGCGCAGUCUCCCCGGCCGCUGACAAGGUUCCAGGUCAACUUCACAGAGUACGAUUGUAACAGAAACGACGUGUGUUGGCCACAGCUCCUAUACCCACUGACCCGGGACUAUCAAGGGGAGCCCUACCCCCAGUGCAUGGCCAAGGGCUUGCUGCUGGUGUUCCUGUCCCUGCUAGCCGUGUUCCUCCGGGACCCCUGGCCCCGAAGAGACAGAGCGUGACCCACGGCCACCACCUGUGUCCUUCCAGACCACAGGCUUCUCCUGUGGGGAUCUGUUGUCCUGCGAUGCGCAGUUUCAAUAAACGAGGUGUUUUAUUUUUGUA
Molecule: messenger RNA, 2286 nt
Organism: Phyllostomus hastatus (greater spear-nosed bat)
Lineage: Eukaryota; Metazoa; Chordata; Mammalia; Chiroptera; Phyllostomidae
Gene: TCTN2
Product: tectonic family member 2
Exons: 18
Coding region: 99-2183 (694 amino acids)
Biological process (GO): protein localization to ciliary transition zone; cilium assembly; smoothened signaling pathway
Cellular component (GO): MKS complex
Source: RefSeq, a predicted model, not a curated record